UCCGAGGAGCAGCCCCAGCAGCGCCAGAAGACCAAGAUGCUCAUCCUGGGCUUCUCCAACCCCGUCAACUGGGUCCGGACGCGGAUCCUCGCCUUCCUCAUCUGGGCCUAUUUCGACAAGGAGUUCAGCAUCAAGGAAUUCUCCGAGGGGGCGAAGCAGGCUUUUGCUCAUGUGUCCAGAUUGCUGUCACAGUGUAAAUUUGAUCUGCUGGAAGAACUUGUGACCAAAGAGCUGCUGCUUGUGUUGAAAGAAAAGGUUACUUCACUUCCUGACAGCCACAGAGAUGCUCUUGCUGCUGACAUGGAUGAGAUUGUGUACACCUCCACAGGAGACAUCUCCAUUUACUACGACGACAAAGGAAGGAAGUUUGUUAACAUCCUGAUGUGCUUUUGGUAUCUAACCAGUGCCAACAUCCCCAGUGAAACUUUAAGCGGAGCGGGUGUGUUCCAGGUUAAGUUGGGGAAUCAGAACGUGGAAACUAAACAACUUCUUAGUGCAAGCUAUGAGUUUCAGAGGGAGUUUACACAGGGAGUGAAGCCCAACUGGAUCAUUGCACGGAUUGAUCACGCCAAGUUACUAGAAUAAUCUUGGGAAAAUCGGCUUAUUUGAACUUUCAGCAAAUGCUGUGAAAAACUAAGGAAGAAUUUGGAUCAGUUGAUCUUCACUUAGUCAAGUCUGUGGAUGACUUUUGCAUUAUUCUGAAAUACCCCUUGCAGUAUACUGACAUGACAUAAUACAGCAUUUCCACAGAUCGUUGUCAUAAGAGAGGUCAACAGCCCAUUGUUGGUGUCACAUCCACUAUCAUCUGUAACGUUACACAUAUGUGUAUAUAUACACAAACUAAUUUUAUAGACAAUAAAGAAGUACUGAAAAAACUACA
Messenger RNA from Myotis davidii, 880 nucleotides. RefSeq names its product chromosome unknown open reading frame, human C2orf47 (gene MAIP1). The transcript is spliced from 5 exons. The record is from RefSeq and is a predicted model, not a curated record. Lineage: Eukaryota; Metazoa; Chordata; Mammalia; Chiroptera; Vespertilionidae. Gene Ontology annotation, molecular function: ribosome binding. Gene Ontology annotation, biological process: protein insertion into mitochondrial inner membrane from matrix; inner mitochondrial membrane organization. Bases 37 to 585 code for a protein of 182 amino acids. Gene Ontology annotation, cellular component: mitochondrial inner membrane.